AUGGUAGAGCAUAUGGAUGAUAUGUGCGAAAUUGUUGUCAAGGGUCAUUGGGGCAAUUUGUUGAAUGCAAAGAAUGGCUCUGCUCUCACUUCCACUACCAUACACAAUGUGCUUUUGCAUCUCUCACUUUAUGGUUAUGGGCCCUCUUAUUCCUUUCCAUUCUUCAAAUGGGUUGCCUCCAUCCCACAUUUUAGCCACUCCUUGCAAUGUUCAUGGACCAUGAUUCACAUACUCACCAAACACAAACAUUUCAAAACUGCACAACAGAUGCUUGACAAAAUUGCCCACAAGGAUUUUCUUUCAUCUCCUUCGGUUUUGAGCUCUUUGGUGAGGAUUCAUGACGACCCAGAAGUUAAUUCACAUGUUUUGAGCUGGCUUGUGAUACAUUAUGCAAAGUCAAAGAUGACCCAGGAUGCAAUUCAAGUUUUUGAACAGAUGAGGUUGUUAUAUAAAGUCAAGCCCCGUUUGCAUGCUUGUACUGUGCUUUUGAAUUGUUUGGUGAAUGAUGGGAUUACUAAUAUGGUUUGGAAGAUUCAUAAGAGAAUGGUUCAAGGUGGGGUUGUUCUCAAUAUCUACAUUUACAAUUGUUUAAUCCAUGCUUGUUCCAAAUCAGGAGAUGUGGAGAGGGCAGAACAGUUACUAAAUGAGAUGGAAGCAAAGGGUGCGCUUCCUGACAUUUUUACAUAUAAUACUUUGAUAUCAUUAUAUUGCAAGAAAGGUAUGCACUAUGAGGCUUUGUCCAUCCAGGACAAAAUGGUAAAAGAGGGGAUAAAUCUUGAUAUAGUUAGUUAUAAUUCUCUUAUUUAUGGAUUUUGCAGAGAAGGUAGGAUGAGAGAAGCUACGAGGAUGUUUAGUGAAAUUAAAAGUGCAGCUCCCAAUCAUGUGACAUAUACUACGUUGAUUGAUGGUUAUUGUAAAACGAAUGAACUGGAGCAAGCUUUGAAAAUGCGUGAGCUGUUGGAGGCUAAGGGAUUGUACCCUGGAGUUGUUACUUAUAAUUCAAUUUUGCGCAAGCUGUGUCAAGAUGGCAGGAUAAAAGAUGCAAACAAGCUUUUGAAUGAGAUGAGUGAAAGAAAAGUUCAAGCUGACAAUAUCACGUGUAACACCCUGAUAAAUACUUACUGCAAGAUAGGGGAUUUGAAAUCUGCUUUGAAAUUUAAGAAUAAGAUGUUAGAAGCUGGACUAAAGCCUGAUCCAUUUACAUAUAAGGCACUGAUUCAUGGGUUCUGCAAGAUGAGUGAGCUGGAAAGUGCCAAGGAGCUAUUGUUUAGCAUGCUUGAUGCUGGGUUUUCCCCCAGUUAUUGCACAUACUCAUGGAUUGUUGAUGGCUACUGCAAGAAAGACAACAUGGAUGCAAUUUUAGCACUGCCAGAUGAGUUUCUGAGUAAAGGUAUUUGUCUUGAUGUUUCGGUAUACAGGGCAUUGAUAAGAAAGUUAUGCAAGAUAGAAAGGAUUGAAUAUGCUGAAAAGUUAUUCAAUCAUAUGGAAGGGAAGGGUGUGUCAGGUGACAGUAUUAUCUACACCAGUCUCGCUUAUGCUUACUGGAAAGCAGGGAAGGCAAGUGCGGCCUCAGAUAUGUUACAAGAGAUGGCUAGAAAGAGGUUGAUGAUCACAGUCAGAAUCUAUAAAUGCUUUCUUGCUCCUAAUGCGAGUGAAAACAAAGUGUCACAAAUCUUCUGGGAUCAUUUGGUGGAUAGGGGUCUGAUGUCAAGAAAUACAUUGAAUAAAUUACAGCAGAUGCUGAUAGGAUGAUAAUCUUGCUUAUGAAAGACUCCUCACAGCUAGAAGUUACUUCCUAGACUUGUUCACAUUGCAUUGCUUGUGGUUAUCAUAGGGUCUUUCUU
Molecule: messenger RNA, 1844 nt
Organism: Gastrolobium bilobum
Lineage: Eukaryota; Viridiplantae; Streptophyta; Magnoliopsida; Fabales; Fabaceae
Product: pentatricopeptide repeat-containing protein At5g38730
Exons: 2
Coding region: 1-1752 (583 amino acids)
Molecular function (GO): protein binding
Source: RefSeq, a predicted model, not a curated record